Molecule: messenger RNA, 3309 nt
Organism: Alligator sinensis (Chinese alligator)
Lineage: Eukaryota; Metazoa; Chordata; Crocodylia; Alligatoridae
Gene: NETO2
Product: neuropilin and tolloid like 2
Exons: 9
Coding region: 194-1738 (514 amino acids)
Molecular function (GO): protein binding
Source: RefSeq, a predicted model, not a curated record
CUGCUCUUCCUUAAUGUGUGCUUGCGUUAUUGAAGCCGUGGAAAGCACAAGGCAGAGGCUGCGAGGGAGACUCAGUGAUGUCCUCCCAGGGUCUGAAAGUUGCAGGAAAGUCUGGUUGCAACCCCGAAUGGUCCCGCAUCCGGCAGGGCUGCGUUUUCCUGCGCUGCAGAGUGGCUUUGGGAGAUCAGCUUGAAUGUUGUUAAUAACAAUGCUCGUUGUGGAAGGGAUUGCUGUGGCACAGAAGACACAAGGUGGACAAAAUAUUGGAGGAAACCACAUUCCGCCCACCCAAUGUGAUAACUGGGUUAGGACAAGUAAUGGAGGACAUUUUGCUUCCCCAAAUUAUCCUGACAUAUAUCCGCCAAACCAGGAGUGUAUCUACAUUUUAGAAGCUGCUCCACGCCAAAGAAUUGAGUUGACCUUUGAUGAACCUUAUUAUAUAGAACCCUCGUUUGAAUGUCGAUUUGAUCACCUGGAGGUUCGAGAUGGACCUUUUGGUUUCUCCCCCCUCAUCGAUCGAUAUUGUGGUCUGAAAAGUCCUGCACUAAUUAGAUCAACAGGGAGGUUUAUGUGGAUCAAGUUUACUUCAGAUGAGGAACUAGAAGGAAAGGGAUUUCAAGCAAAAUACUCCUUUAUUCCAGAUCCAGACUUCACUUACCUAGGAGGUAUUUUAAAUCCCAUUCCAGACUGCCAAUUCGAGCUCUCAGGAGCUGAUGGAAUAGUACGUUCCAGUCAAGUAGAACAAGAAGAAAAAACAAAACCUGGCCAAGCAGUUGACUGCAUAUGGACAAUUAAGGCCACUUCAAAUGCUAAGAUUUAUUUGAGAUUCCUGGAUUACCAAAUGGAGCAUUCAAAUGAGUGCAAGAGAAACUUUGUUGCAGUGUAUGAUGGAAGCAGUUCCAUUGAAAACCUGAAGGCGAAGUUUUGUAGCACAGUAGCCAAUGAUGUGAUGCUGCAGACUGGAACAGGAGUAGUACGGAUGUGGGCAGAUGAAGGUAGCCGACUGAGCAGAUUCAGAAUGCUUUUCACUUCAUUUGUGGACCCUCCCUGCCCAGGCAGUACUUACUUUUGCCAUAGCAACAUGUGCAUCAAUAAUUCUUUAGUCUGCAAUGGCAUUCAAAACUGUGCAUACCCUUGGGAUGAAAAUCAUUGCAAAGAAAAGAAAAAAACUGGACUGUUUGAACAAAUCACCAAAACUCAUGGAACAGUCAUUGGCAUUACAUCAGGGAUAGUUCUGGUUCUUCUUCUUAUUUCAAUUCUGGUCCAAAUAAAGCAGCCCCGCAAAAAGGUUAUGGCUUGCAAAACUGCUUUCAAUAAAACUGGUUUCCAAGAAGUAUUUGACCCUCCACAUUACGAACUAUUUUCAUUAAGGGAUAAAGAGAUUUCUGCAGACUUGGCUGAUUUAUCAGAAGAACUUGAAAACUACCAGAAAAUGAGACGCUCCUCUACUGCCUCUAGAUGCAUCCAUGACCAUCACUGUGGCUCUCAAGCCUCCAGUAUAAAACAAAGCAGGACCAACCUCAGCUCCAUGGAACUGCCUUUUCGUAAUGAUUUUGCACAACCUCAGCCAAUGAAAACAUUUAACAGCACAUUCAAGAAGAGUAGUUAUACUUUCAAACAGGCCCACGAUUGCCCUGAGCAGGUCAUAGAGGACAGGGUGAUGGAAGAGAUUCCUUGUGAAAUAUACGUCAGGGGACGAGAGGAUGCUGCACAAGGCUCGUUAUCUAUUGACUUUUAAUCUCCUACCGAAGGCGAUAUUGGUGUAUAUAUGGGUGUGGGGGAGGGGUGUAUACACACACGUCAUAUAUAUAUGACAGUGUAUAUACAAAAAUAUGUACCAUAUGCAGUGUGUGUGGAUAUACACACUUUUAGCUUACUGUAUCCAACUCCAUUUUUUUACAAAACAAAGUCUUCAUAACCAGUGGUGGACUUCCUCCUACCUUCCCAAGCCAUCCAUCUAGUUGAGCAACAAAGCUGCAGGUUUUGCAUGGGAAUCAUCAGUUAAGGAUAUUAAUAAAAAUUACUAAUAACUGAUCACUGAAAACAAUGACUAGAAUCUUUUUCUCCCUCCCCUCUGUAUCAUUUUCCCUUCUUUAAAUAUUUAGUUUUCAAGUCAAAAUUAACACUUCAGUUACUUAAGUAAAGAAAAGUGGUUUAUGCAACACAUAUUUUGACAUAAAUGUCUUAAUGUAUUUGUCAAGUUGCAGCUAGAAUUACAGUGCUGAGUGCCAAUUAAGACUCAGUUAUGUUACAUCCAUCUGCUUCAUCCUGACUAACUUUUAUAUUGCCUUUAAUUACUAGUUCUUGGUCUCUGUAUUUGUGAAACAUGUGAAAUGGCUUAUUGCCUUUAAGAGUAAGAAUAUUUUGUUUUAGUUAUAGUUUUGGGGUUUUUUUAGCCCAUUUGAGAAUAUGGCCUUUGCAGCUUGUGAAUAAACCUUAACCCAGUCCUAAAAUAUUUUUCAAAUUUUCAACAUUUAUUCUUAUAAAAUAGCUUCCUUUCAGGAAGGUCUGUGAUUUAGUAUACAGUGGGCCAGAUUCUGCAAUGUGUUACAGUCAUACAGUUCCAUUGAGUUCACAGCUGUGUAACUAAAGCAGAAUUUUGGUUAUUGUUUUCCAAGUAGUUCUAGAAAUCGAUUGCAUUUUUGUGGUUCUGUACAUCUGCAUCCUACAGCAGUCCCAGUCCUGUUAUCCUUUUAUAUCCAAACUCCCCUGAUUAACUCAGUUCUGGGUACUCUGGGUUCAUUCCCAAACUGCAUAGGGAGUAUAGGAGCAAGCCCACUAUUUGUUAAGUUUUGAGAUCUGUGAUGACUAAGGUGGGAGAAGCUGGUAGGGACAAGGAGAAAUCCCAGAGUAACUUCACUUAGCCUUUAAGUCUUCUUAUUUAAGAGUUUCAUUUUUCUAGCACUUGUUUCCAUCUUGCAAAAUUGCACAUUUCAUACAUUUUUUUUUUAAUUGUGGGUUUGAUCUCAUUUUGAUCAUCUUUUUAUGGUAUGACACAAUUUAUAACAUAUGACUAUUCAUUGUGGGGGUUUUAGACUUUUAUAUAAUUUGAUACUGUACAGACUGUUUAUUAAAUCAAGAUUUAACACCUGUACAGCACAUUUAUUUCAGCAUCCAUAGUAGUGGCGUUGAACAAUGUGUGUGAGUAUACACUGUAAUUUGUAAAGAAUACUUCAUAUUAUUUCUACAUUAGCCCCUUUCACUCCCUAGUUUGUUUGAGUUUUUGUUUUGGUAUUUUGUUUCAGAGGGAAUAGUUUUCUUUCACUAAAUGUGACCUUGCAGCUCUCAAUCACCGGACACAACCUAUAU